Messenger RNA from Cannabis sativa, 399 nucleotides. RefSeq lists its product as uncharacterized. Lineage: Eukaryota; Viridiplantae; Streptophyta; Magnoliopsida; Rosales; Cannabaceae. Bases 1 to 399 code for a protein of 132 amino acids. The transcript is spliced from 3 exons. The record is from RefSeq and is a predicted model, not a curated record.
AUGGGCGUAGACUCUCAAAUCAUCAAUGAAUUAGAUGAUAUGUUCUUUAGCAUUGUUGAAUUUCCCAUUGUACUUUCAAAAUAUGGGACUCAUAUAACCUCGUGGGUAAACCGCUUCUGUCAACAGAUGCUUCUUGGUGUGCCUGUGGCAGAAGUGAGCUCUACAGUUGCAUCAUACCAUUGCUUAGUCUUCAAACCAGCAGAUACACUCACACUUGAAGCCUAUUCUGAUGCGGAUUGGGCAUGCAAUCUUGAUGAUAGAAAAUCAACCAUAGGCUUUUGUGUCAUGCUUAGAGGAAAUUUGGUCACUCGGGCAUCGAGGAAACAAACUGCUGUAGCUUGUUCCAGUACUGAAUCCGAGUAUAGGUCUCUUUCAACAACUGCCACAAAAGUUGUCUGA